CGGGCAGGGGAUAAAAGUGGCAGCGCAGCAGGGGCCGAGCACUGUGCAGAGCAGAGCCCCGCAGCCACCCAGCUCCAGCCCCGCUCGCCGUGCCAACGUCCCGCAGCACCAUGAAGGGCUCCGCAGCCGCCCUGGCCGCUCUGCUCCUCCUGGCCCUCUGCUCCUCAGCCGUGGCCCAUCUGGACGGCGUCCCCACAACCUGCUGCUACACCUACAUUAAACAUCCCGUCCCACGCAACCUCAUCGCCUCCGCCUUCCCCACCAGCAGCACCUGCCGCCAGCCAGGGAUUGUCCUGGUCACCAAGAAGGGGAGGGAGAUAUGCGCACAGCCCAAGGUGCACUGGGUGCAGGAACUCCUGGAGCGCUUCCAGAUCCAGAAAAACUGAGCCUUCCCUGCUCUCCCG
Numida meleagris (helmeted guineafowl) is the source of this 404-nucleotide messenger RNA. RefSeq names its product C-C motif chemokine 3-like. Gene Ontology annotation, biological process: positive regulation of ERK1 and ERK2 cascade; positive regulation of GTPase activity; monocyte chemotaxis. The coding region runs from base 111 to 386 and encodes 91 amino acids. Gene Ontology annotation, molecular function: chemokine activity; CCR chemokine receptor binding. The transcript is spliced from 3 exons. The record is from RefSeq and is a predicted model, not a curated record. Lineage: Eukaryota; Metazoa; Chordata; Aves; Galliformes; Numididae. Gene Ontology annotation, cellular component: extracellular region.